Cicer arietinum (chickpea) is the source of this 1551-nucleotide messenger RNA. Lineage: Eukaryota; Viridiplantae; Streptophyta; Magnoliopsida; Fabales; Fabaceae. The record is from RefSeq and is a predicted model, not a curated record.
CAAAUUUGUUCAUUAAUAAAAAAAAUGAAAGGAAGUAUGAGCUAUUGGGUCACACUAAUAGUGAUAGUGUGGAUGAGUGUAAUGGUGAGAAAAUCAAAGGGUGUGAGAUCUAUAAAAAAUCAAGUGUCACAGUUUGUAGAAGAUCGCGUACCAUUAGGAACGAAAUGGGCUUUUUUAGUUGCUGGUAGUAACGGUUUUGAGAAUUAUAGGCACCAAGCUGAUGUAUGUCAUGCAUACCAAGUAUUAAAAAGUGGUGGUCUUAAAGAUGAAAAUAUCAUUGUUAUGAUGUUUGAUGAUAUUGCCUACCACCCUAAAAACCCAAAGCGUGGCGUUAUAAUGAAUAGGCCAAAUGGGCCAAAUGUUUAUCAAGGUGUUCCUAAGGAUUACACAGGAAACAAUGUUAACCCAAGAAAUUUUUUCGCGGUGCUUAGUGGAAACAAAAAUGCUACAAUUGGAGGCUCUGGUAAGGUGCUGAAUACAAAUUCACAUGAUUCCAUUUUCAUUUACAUGGCUGGCCAUGGUGCUGUACACGCAUUCGGUUUAAUAAAUAAAGGAGAUAUAUGGGCCGCCGAUUUGGUAAAUGCAUUGAAGAAAAAACAUGCUGCUUUAGCCUACAAAAAGAUGGUGAUAUACAUCGAAUCAUGUCAUGCUGGGAGCAUGCUCGAAAAUCUUCUUCCAGGUAAUAUAGGUAUCUAUGCAACCACAGCUUCCAAAGUUAAUGAGAAUAGUUUUGCUAUGUACUGUCCUGGAACACCAUAUUCUCCACCAGCUGGCAUUACAUUUUGUUUGGGAGAUACAUAUAGUAUUUCUUGGAUGGAAGACAGUGAAACUAGUAAGAGGUCGACUCACACUCUAUACGGUCAAUAUUUAAAUGUUGUAAAAAGGGUAGAACAUAUUGAUCCAAUUUACAUAUCUCAUGUGAUGAAAUAUGGAGAUACUACUGCUGUAUGGAAUAGUGAUGGCUCUGCAUUUUCCUAUGAACACUUCAAUACGACAAGAUUAGUCAAACAAGACGAUGCUUCUUUACUUCAUUUGAAGCUUGAGUUGGAAAAAGCACCGCAUGGUUCAGAGGAUAAGUCAAAAGCACAAAAAGAAUUAAAUUAUGAACUUGCUCGUAGGAAGCAUGAGGACCAUACUAUCAAUCUCAUAGUAGAUCUUUUGUUUGGAGAAGAGAAAGACUCUAUUAAAAUGGAUCAUGUUCGUAAAGUCGAUCUACAUGAUGUCGAUUAUUGGGAUUGUCUUAAAAUGCUUUGGAAAACUUAUCAGGAUCAUUGUGGUAUCUUAUCACCGUAUGGAAAGAAAUUAUACUCAAAAGUUUCUGUUAACAUGUGCAACGUUGGCAUUUCAGAGACACAAAUAAUUGCAGCAACAUCUCAAGCUUGUCCCAUAAAAAAUCAUAUUUCUUAAAUUUCUUCGUCAAGGUGUAGUGAAAAUUAUAUAUUGAUAAAUAAAUUGUCCUAGAUUAUAGGAAAUGUGUAAUCCUUCUUAUUUUUAGUAGCUUAUUUCUAUUAUAGUUAUGGUGUACUCCUUUGAGAGAAGUUUGGAUUUCAC